Messenger RNA from Eleginops maclovinus (Patagonian blennie), 4912 nucleotides. It is a transcript of the gene tmem131l, whose product is annotated as transmembrane 131 like. The coding region runs from base 59 to 4657 and encodes 1532 amino acids. The transcript is spliced from 34 exons. NCBI's taxonomy places the organism in Eukaryota, Metazoa, Chordata, Actinopteri, Perciformes, Eleginopidae. Gene Ontology annotation, cellular component: membrane. The record is from RefSeq and is a predicted model, not a curated record.
GCGAAAUAAAGACCAACGCAGCGAAACACACAAGUAGGCUGCUAGCUGAGAGGGCAGCAUGGCGGGGCUUCAGGACUUCCAACAACGCAGCCACUGUCACAGGAAAACAUGGAUCAAUAUACUAUUAGGAAUACUACAAUUACUUUUACCCUGCGUACAGCACGGAGGGGCGCAGCUGCAAGCUCUGUCCACCAGCGUGGUCGAGGUCUGGCAACCAGAGGAAGCAGACCCAUUCGUCCAACUUCAGGUGGAGAAUGAGCGACGAAAAGAUGGUCUUCCAUUGGAAGACAGCUCCUCUCUAUAUUCACAGGAGAAUGGGAGGCCCUUGCUUUUCCAGCCCCCUGUGUUGGAGUUUGGGACGCAGCCGCUGGGGCUGCCAAGAGCUGAAACCAUAUAUAUACACAACCCCAGCCAGGAAGUUCCUGUGACACUGCUGUCGAUGUUUACAUCCAGCAGGCAUUUUUACAUACCUUUCUUUCACAGAAGAGUGAUCCCACCCCGAGGGAAGGCAUCUUUUAAACUAAUUUUCCUCCCGUCUGAGGAGGGCAAUGUAGAAAACACAUUAUUUAUAAACACAUCGGCCCAUGGGCUGCUGUCAUACCAGGUUUUUGGUGUGGGAGAUCACUGGGGUUCAUUAAAGUCUGUCCAAAGAAAGGACAGUCUGCUAGUAUUCCCUCACAUCCAGAGCAUUAAGCUGACCCAAACUCAGGAAGAUGCUUCCAACAUCACCAUACUGGGUCUACUCCUGGAGUGCAGCUUACCCAAUAGUUGGUUCAACAAUCCUCAGGGGUCCUGCCUCCAGAGCGAGGAGCGCCUCAGCCUGCAGAUUAAUCUGUCUGCGCGUGGUGACCGGCCCACUGACCUGGACAAGCUCAAGCCUUACGUCAUUGAGCACAUUUUGGUGCUGCUGAUGGCCCCCACUGAUGGACAGGCUGCAGUAGGGGAACCAAACAUAGGAGUUUACAUGUUAAAUUCUGGAAGCAAGAAGCUCUAUGUAAAGGACAUGCAGGUGUUAUUGAAAGUGGAGGCCAGCCUGGAUUGUAAUCAGGUUCUUCUGAGACCAGAGGCAAAGAACUUCACAGAAGUGGCUACACUGGCCUGCACAGAUUCUUUGCCAGGCCACGUGGGGAAAUGCAUGAAUCAUAUCCGUUUAAAAGUUCUGGGAGACCAGACCACCUACAUAUUCCCUGGACUACAUAUCGCACACAGAAGGACCAUGGGGGAUCUGUUCAGCCUGGUCCAGGUGAAACAAAGUCACGCAGACCAGGUGGAUCUGUGGCUGACUAACUCCCUCCUCCUGCCCCUCACUGUGACGAGCGCCAGCCUCUCACAGAAGCUGCAGGGAGUAAUGAAGGUGAUGAACUUCAGCGCUCCGCUGACGGUUCCCCAGGGCUCCUGGCAUGUCCUGUCCCUCCAGCUCAGCAAGACCCUUCUUCUCAACCAGGUGUUCACCCUGAGACUGUACACCAGCCUGGGAACAGUCCUGCACAUUCCCGUCUACUUCCACUCGUCUCCUUCCGAGCAGGGGGAUGUGUCGUUUGAGGCCGAACAAGAGUGUGGACGGCCUUGCCCUCUCAGAUUGUCAGACUCAGGCCGUUCAGAGUGGCAGCGUUCACUCCUCCCCGACUUUUUCUCCUCCUCUUGGGCUGUUGACGGCAAACUGGCUGCUGAGCUCUGCUCUCGCUGGCAGAGCCACAAGGACAAACUGUCUUGCAGGUGGCCCAGACUCCCUGUAGAGACGUCUCUUCCUCUGGACUUUGGUGCUACACCUGUCAAUGAGAGCAAGGUGAAGACGUUCAUGCUGAAGAAUCCGUCCUCUUCGGUGGUUUCUGUAGAAAUUCGGAUCCUCUCCCUGUACCCGGCCCCACUGGAGGCUCUGGACUUCCUUACCAGAUGGUUUAAUAUCAGCCCUCUUUCUGUCAACAUCAGCUCCACAGAGUUUUCUCUCUUGGCUUCUCCCCCCAAGGCGGGUGAGCAUGUGGGAGACAUAUCGGGGGAGGGUGUCCUGCAUCUGCUGCUGCAGCCCUGGGAGGCCAGAGAAGUUGCCGUGCUCUUUACUCCCUCUGAACACAAACCCACCACCACUAUUCUCAUCAUCAGGAACAACCUGACGGUGUUUGACAUGGUGAUGGUGCAGGGCCACGGGGCCAAAGAGCUGCUUAGAGUCGGAGGCAAACUGCCUGGCCCUGGAGCCUCUCUGCGCUUCAAUGUCCCUCAAUCAACUCUAAUGGAGUGUCGUGAUGUCCUGCGCGCCAACAAGCCGCUGUUCGCCAUCAGAAAGAGUUUCAAAGUGGAGAAUGCUGGAGAGCUUCCUCUGACAGUCAUGUCAAUGAAUAUUAACGGCUAUAAGUGUCAGGGAUUUGGCUUUGAGGUCUUGCAGUGUCGCCCCUUUAGCCUGGACCACAACACUUCCUCUGAGAUCACCAUUGCCUUCACGCCAGACUUCACUUCAUCCUGGGUGAUCAGGGACCUCACCCUGAUGACAUCACGCGGCACUUCUUUCCCUUUCACCUUGAACGUGACGCUGCCCCACCACAUGUUGCCUCUCUGCGCCCAGGUGGUUCCUGGCCCCAGCUGGGAGGAAACUUUCUGGAUGGUUACCCUCAUCUUCACGUGCUUCUCUCUGUUUGGUGUGUGCUUGAUGGCCUUGCAUCAGGCCCAGUAUAUCCUCAAUGAGUUCUCCUCACCCAGCAUCAGAAGCAACCACAACUCUGUCCUGUCCCGCGACAACGAAUCCGUCAAUAACAUCACACCCAAUGGCCUAAACAAAACAAAGGGCAGUUGUAAGAGUUAUGUGGACACCUGUCACACCUCUGACAAAGGAAAGGGGCGUGGUUCUCCAGCCCUGGCAAACAGCCCUGCACAGCGACCUCAACCAUCCUCAAAGAGAGGCUCCUUAACCACCCCAGCCCAAGCACCGAAGAAACACAAGGUUUCACUCUAUUACACCAAAUACAAGUCCAGCUUGUCCACAGCAGCACCUGAUGCUGUUAUGAUGGAUGAAGAGAAUGAAGACCUGACACCGGACCCUCCUCUGACCCCAGACUCCGACGUCUGCAACAACAACGAACCGGCUUUCAUCAGUGAGCUCGAUAAAAAGAUUUCUGCAGACUUUAAAGAAGACUCCAACAGCAACGUAGAAGCUAGAGUGCCAGCAGCGGUUAUGUUUCCCAUGGAAACGCCUGCUAGUUUCCCAGAUAACGUGACAGUAGGUCCAGGACCUAGACCCGGCCUAUUGGUGUGCAGACCAGUAGAAAAGAAGUGCACUGAGCAAUACGCAGAGAAGAUCAACUCUGAGAAAAGGGACGGCUCUGAAAUAGAGCUAAGAGAAGAAAGCAAGGGCCAGAAAAAGAAAGCACAGAGUGCAGAGACUGGCACUGCAUCAGGAAAUAAUAAGGGAAAGAGGAGUCGCAGGAAGACAGAAAACGUCUCCAGCGCACCUGAGCACAAUGUGAUCGUGAUACCAGAGAGGGAGAAGGAACCUGAUUGGAAAGAAGGCGAGCGUAACAUCAGCAUACCUCGCAACAGGAACCGCUGCUGCAACAUCUCCAAGUCAGAAGCACCAAAGCCCGAACUGAGUGUUGAGAGCCCCCUCAAACAGAACGCAGGUGUGUGUCCUGCUCGUACUCGACGUAAGUGUGCCACAGAGCGUCGUGGUGGGGGAGUGUGUGAGUCCGGCUCGGACUCCGGCAGCUCGUCGGGCAGUGUGCGGGCCAGCAGAGGGAGCUGGGGCAGCUGGAGCAGCGCCAGCAGCAUGGAGGGGGAGAAAGACCCCAACGCCCGAACCCACGCCUACACUACCUCAUCUAGAAAAAGGGAGCCCAUGCAGUACGGCAACUACCCAGUAGAGAGAGACUGCUACCAGAACAUGAAUAAAAACUACAAGGCUCUCAGCAUGAACAGCUUGUACCGUAAAGACGUGUGCCAAAGCCCCGAUCCCCCAGCGCACAGCUUCGCCCCGAGCUUUGCUGCCGUUGCCGCAGGAGUUGAGCGGAACAUGGAUCUGACAGGCCAGUAUCAGCCUGAAAAGACGUGGUCCGCUCCAUCCAUCCCCCUCACCAAUGAGUUCAGAUACAACACCACCGAAGCCCUGCCCUACAUACCUCAGCCACCAACCACCGCCUCAUACAACGGGUUUACCUGGAGUAGUGCCAACAGCCAUUGCAACAGUCCCUACACCUACAGUGAGGAAAGGAAAUACAUAGGAAAUGGAACAUUUCCAAGUGGUUAUCCCGGUCAGGAGGUCCAGCAUGCACACAGCAACCAGACCAGCUGGAGUGAAGAGCAGCCUCAGGAGUCGCCCUCAACCUGGGACACAGCAGCCUGUGUGGGCAGCAAGCCAUACUUCUCGGGAACCCGCAGCCUCUCUCCCAUGUCCAGCCUGUUUGGAUCCAUUUGGACGCCUCAGAGCGAGCCCUACCACAGCCACUUCCAUCCUGAGCGAUCAGCCCCGAUGUCCCCCGUAUCCCCCGUCUCUCCCAUCACCCCGCCGCACUCUCCCUUCACCCGGGAGCCAGAGGUGCCUUGCGCACCGAUGCUAUACUCCAGCUUCAACCCCUUCGGCCCUCACAUGAACCUGGACAUAUGGAACUCUUCCUCCAACCGCAGCUCCAACUCACAACUCUCCAACGACUCUGGCUACUGUGGAGAUGUUUAAAAUACAUUUAAAAAAACAGAAAGCGGCUCACCUUAACAAUAAUUGCAAGCAUAUAAAAUCAUGUUAUGUAAAAGAAAGGAAAUAAAAAUGAAUGUUCUUUUAUCAUUAAUGGGGAAAAUGUGAAUAUUCCUUUUCUUUUAUGUUCCCAUUUUCAAAUGUUAAAUGUUGUGAAAGGUUUAGCAUUUGUUGUAUAUUUUUCUAGAUGUUUUGCAGUUUUGAUCAUAGAAAAUAAAAAAAGGUUUUGUACUUGAAAAA